This is a messenger RNA of Nasonia vitripennis (jewel wasp), 1515 nucleotides long. RefSeq names its product NSFL1 cofactor p47. The coding region runs from base 256 to 1419 and encodes 387 amino acids. NCBI's taxonomy places the organism in Eukaryota, Metazoa, Arthropoda, Insecta, Hymenoptera, Pteromalidae. Gene Ontology annotation, cellular component: cytosol; nucleus. The record is from RefSeq and is a predicted model, not a curated record. Gene Ontology annotation, biological process: Golgi organization; autophagosome assembly; membrane fusion. Gene Ontology annotation, molecular function: ubiquitin binding. The transcript has 5 exons.
AAAGAAAAUGGCGGGUAAGUAAUUUGAAAUCAGUUCUACCAAAGUGGCAAAGUAAAUUUCCCCAUCUACUCAUGUCGAAAGCAGGUUUGCCACAGAAAAGUUGUCUCGACUCUCGAUGACAAACGACAAAUUGAAGAGGAAUUCCUGUAAAAUAUUUACACAAAGAAAGUGCAAAAGACUUGCGAUAGGAUUAAUGUGGCGUUACUUAUUUGAAGUUAGAGUCCUGAAAAUUUAGCAAAAUCAUUUCCAGCGAAAAUGGCCGAUCACGAUGAAAUGAUUGCGCGUUUUAAGGAUGUUACCGGGGUCGAUACCGAAAGAGCCCAAUUUUAUCUAGAAUCCUCGGCUUGGCAAAUAGACGUUGCACUAGCUGGUUUUUUUGAGAAUGAUUCAGAACCUAUAAGUUUGCCACACGAGCAAGCAGGAGAAAGAGUACAAGAAGAGGACAUUUACGAAGAUUCAGACAACUUAACCAGACCAAAGGAACCCACUCCUACAGAAAUGAAAGCGUCAAAGUCCAAGCCAAAAAAAAAGUCAAACUUUGGAACUAUCAAAAAUCUGCAAAACAGAGACAGUAGUUCUGAUGAGGAAGAAGGACAAGCCUUCUAUGCUGGCGGUUCCAAGACAAGCGGGCAGCAAAUUUUGGGACCUGGAAAGAAAAAUGACAUCAUAACUGACAUGUUCAAGUCGUGUCAAGAGCAGGCUACUGGUGAAUCAAGUAGAGGAAGCUCCCACAGUAGACCAACAACGUUUGUUGGUACUGGAUAUAAAUUGGGCAUGACAAGCAAUGAUACUGAAGUUGUAAGUCCUUCACCAUCCGACAGAAGAGCAUCUACUGGUCUCAUUACUCUGAAACUAUGGCAAAAUGGUUUUACCAUUAAUGACAGGGAAAUUCGACCAUAUGAUGAUCCAGCAAAUAAAGAAUUCCUUGCAGCAAUCAAGCGUGGAGAAAUUCCAAUGGAAAUUCGGCAAGAAGUGCAAGGUGGAGAGGUACGUCUUGAUAUGGAAGAUCACCGCCAUGAAGAAUAUGUUCCUCCAAAAUCUAAGGUUGUAGCCUUUACUGGUAAAGGCCAAAUGCUUGGCAGUCCUUCUCCAGCUACUGUUGGAAUGACAAUGCCAGUAGAUCCAGCUGAUCAAGCAGCCAAUGAGGCAUUGGCUAGAAACCAGUUGAAUCUCAAUGAUGAACAGCCAUUAACAACAAUUCAAAUUAGAUUAGCUGACGGUAGCAAUGUGAGGGCACAGUUCAAUUUGUCUCACACAAUUGGAGAUGUCAGGAGAUAUAUAACUACUAUGAGACCUCAGUAUGCACUCAGGGAAUUCAGUUUACAAACAACAUUUCCUACUAAGGAACUGACUGAAGAAAAUAAAACUAUCGAGGAGGCAAACCUUCAGAAUUCUGCCAUCAUGCAACGACUGAAAUAAUCAAUAAUUAAAUGCCUAGCCGCUUUAUAAUCGUCUACUUUAAAUAAAUUCUUUAUUCAUUAAACAAGUCUAAAAAUAAAAUUUAUACGAAAAUUA